This is a messenger RNA of Enterobius vermicularis (human pinworm), 849 nucleotides long. NCBI's taxonomy places the organism in Eukaryota, Metazoa, Nematoda, Chromadorea, Rhabditida, Oxyuridae. The record is from the annotation of a GenBank genome assembly.
AUGUCGGGAAUUACCUGCAGAAAUAGUGAUAGUCGGCAGCUACAUUCAACAAGUUGGAUAUUUGCCAACAGCUUCUGUCCGGAAACCGCUGUAUAUUUGUUUGAGGAAAUAAAUUUUCGAAUUUUUGUGGAACUUGGAAAGUGCAGAGGAGUUCUUGAAGUCCGUAUCUUGUGGGGUUCUCGUCAGAUCAGGUGGGUUUCGUACAGUUCUUAUUUACGGAAUAUGACAGCUCUAAAGAAGGCUUACUUGGGAAUGCAGUGCUUCUGGGGCGAGUCAUCUUUUGCUAAAGUGGACGGAAUAAUGAAAACUCGAGUUGGAUAUGCUGGAGGCAAAAAGCUUUCUCCAUCAUAUUAUGACAUUGGUGACCACACAGAAACAAUUGAAGUGCAAUAUGACGAUGGGCUAGUAACCUAUGAAACUAUUUUGGAUUGGUUUUGGAGCCACCACGACCCAACUCAAAAAUUUAAAAAACAAUAUGAGUCUGUUAUAUUUUACACCGAUGAAGAGCAGAAAAAAGUUGCGGAAAAAAGCAUACAGCAAAUUCAGCGAAAAUUUUCGCCAAGGGUAGUAUUUACGCGUUUGGUACAGUUGGAUAAAUUUUAUCAGGCGGAAGAUUACCAUCAGAAAUAUUGGCUACGUUGCCAGCCUGCGGUCUACAAUAAAUUAGGAUUAAGCGAUGAGCAACUUGUUUCUUCAACUCUGGCUGCAAAAGUCAACGCGUUUCUUGCUGGGUAUGACAACUUUAAGGUACUUGAAAAACUUGCGGAUGAAUACCAUCUAGAUCCUGAUUUAAAAAAGAGUAUUGGAUUGAUCGCUAGGAGAGGUGGAGAUCCGCGGGCUUGUCAUUAA